AUGAACUACCCCUUAACCAUGGACAUGGACCUCAUCAUCAACUACAACCCGGAGGACCUAUACAAGGAAUUAGGCAACUACAGCUACAGCACGGAGACCUCCCCAGUGGAAAACCACGUCUGCUCCGCCGCGGAGGGGCCCCUGCUGACCUCCUUCAAGGCCGUGUUCAUGCCCCUGGCCUACGGCCUCAUCUUCCUCCUGGGCGUGAUGGGCAACGUCCUGGUGCUGGUGAUCCUGGAGCGGCACCGGCAGACGCGCAGCUCCACCGAGACCUUCCUGUUCCACCUGGCGGCGGCGGACCUGCUGCUGGUCUUCAUCCUGCCCUUUGCUGUGGCCGAGGGCUCCGUGGGCUGGGUCCUGGGCACCUUCCUCUGCAAGACGGUGAUCGCUCUGCACAAGAUCAACUUCUACUGCAGCAGCCUCCUGCUGGCCUGCAUCGCCGUGGACCGCUACCUGGCGAUCGUCCGCGCCGUGCACGCCUACCGCCGCCGCCGCCGCCUGUCCGUCCGCCUCACCUGCGCCGCCGUCUGGCUGGCCGGCUGCUGCUUCGCCCUGCCCGAGAUCCUCUUCGCCAAGGUGAGCCAGGCUCCUCGCAACGACUCGCUGCCGCUCUGCACCUUUUCCCAGGAGAACCGAGCCGAAACCAGCGCCUGGUUCGCCUCCCGCUUCCUCUACCAUCUGGGAGGAUUCCUGCUGCCCAUGCUGGUGAUGGGCUGGUGCUACGCGGGGGUGGUGCACAGGCUGUGCCAGGCCCAGCGGCGCCCUCAGCGGCAGAAGGCGGUCAGGGUGGCCAUCCUGGUGACAAGUGUCUUCUUUCUGUGCUGGUCACCCUACCACAUCGUCAUUUUCCUGGACACCCUGGUGAGGCUGAAAGCCGUGGGCAGCAGCUGUGAGCUGAACGGCUAUCUCUCCAUGGCCAUCACCAUGAGCGAAUUCCUGGGCUUGGCCCACUGCUGCCUCAAUCCCAUGCUCUACACUUUCGCCGGAGUGAAGUUCCGCAGUGACCUGUCACGGGUACUGACCAAGCUGGGCUGUGCCAGUCCUGCCCCCCUGUGCCAGUGCUUCCCUACUUGGCGCAAGAACAGCCUCUCCGAGUCAGAGAAUGCCACCUCCCUCACCACCUUCUAGGCCCCAGCCCCCUUGUUUCUACUUUUUUGGGGGAUGCCCUGAUGCCGGAACCCUCCACGGGCACUGGGAUCCGAGCUCCCCUGGGCAGAGUCCUUAUAUGGGGCAGCCAGAAUCAGCGCUUCAUUCCAGGACACCCGUCAGCCCUUCUCCCAGACCUGAGGCGAGGCUGGAGUCCAGGAAAGGGGAAGCAGCUCAAAGGCAAAACGAAGGAUACCUGUGUCACCUGAACCACCUUGGGCUGGAGGACCCCACACCCCUCUCAUCCUAACCAUCCAAAGCUCAAAAAACAAAUUUACUUCUGUCUUAGCCAGUAAGAAAGUCAUUACCCUCCUGGAACGCACUCUGCAACUACCCAGCUUCCCUCCCACCCCACCUGCCAAAAGAAGCUAAAAGCUGAGCACCAGGGAUGGAGGUUAAGGCUGAGGAAAGGCCAGCUGGCAACAGGGCGUGGCCUUAACAUGUCUUGUCUCUAACAAACACUGAUUCUGCCGGCUGUCAGCCCUACGGCAUCUGGACCGAGCAGGAAGCUCUGACUGGUGCCGGCCAGGUAACUGUCCCUGGCUCUGAUCAGAAUGAUACUGGGCCAGCUCCGUGUCACUGGAAGGUAUGCAGACUGGAGGGCAGACUCCAUGCACCCUCAGAGCCCAGCCAGUGUCCUAGAGGGGAACUAAGGCUGAGCCAGCAGAAAGGAGCCCGGCCAGGGGAAGAAAAGAUUCUCUUCCCCCAGCCCCAAGGAGGUACAAGCAUAAACCAAAGCCAGCCAUCUCCUCUGCCCAGGGUGGAGAGCUCCCAGGGCAGGCCAGCAUGGCAGGGUCUAGGACCUGGUGAGUCUGGGCACUGAUGGAGGAAGCAGACUGGUUUCUCCCUGCCCCUCCUUGGGGGCUGCACAGCCGAGAGAAACUCCUCAAGCAGCAGAGGGUCCCAACCACAGUAGAGGAAGCCUUGGCCAAGAGUCAGUACCAAUAUGCAGAGCUCCUGAGGGGAAACAGAAGGAAAGAAGCCUCUGGGAGUCAACUCCUACAGCCCCUUGCCUGGAGGCCUCCACUUGUGGCAUCCCCCUAGGCUAGAUAGUGUGCCCCCCAGGCCUGGGCAGGGAAGUCCCUUGCCCCCAGGAAACAGGGCCUUGCCCUUGAGGAUAC
Miniopterus natalensis is the source of this 2267-nucleotide messenger RNA. RefSeq names its product C-X-C motif chemokine receptor 5 (gene CXCR5). Gene Ontology annotation, molecular function: C-C chemokine receptor activity; C-X-C chemokine receptor activity; C-C chemokine binding. Gene Ontology annotation, cellular component: external side of plasma membrane; membrane. The record is from RefSeq and is a predicted model, not a curated record. Lineage: Eukaryota; Metazoa; Chordata; Mammalia; Chiroptera; Miniopteridae. Gene Ontology annotation, biological process: B cell activation; immune response; G protein-coupled receptor signaling pathway.